AAGAAGAAAUUCGGCGCGUCUUCUUCCUGUGUGGUGCGUACAGAGGAGAUGUUGAGGCGUGUACGGGUUGUUGACAUGGCACACUGAUGUCGGUGUGUGUCACACUCGUGUCCGCUCGCCGUGCCGUGGCGCCGGCAUGUUUGUGGACAGGAUGGAGCGGGUGGAGGAAAGCGUGUGCCGGGGGAUUCAGGCUGGUCCCGUCCAGAGCCCGCAGCGGGACACGGCCCGGGGCUGCAGGGAAGCUGUUGCGGGAUGGCGAGGACCGGAAAGCAGUGAUCUGCGUUGAGGGGAACAUUGCCAGUGGGAAGACAACAUGUCUGGAAUAUUUCAGCAAAACCAGCAGUAUCGAGGUCCUUACAGAGCCAAUCUCUAAAUGGAGAGAUGUCCGAGGGCACAACCCUCUGGCUUUAAUGUACCAGGAUCCUCUGCGCUGGGGCAUCACGCUACAGACCUACGUUCAGCUCACUAUGCUGGAUCGACACCUGUCAGCUGUGGCAGCUCCUGUUAGGAUGAUGGAGAGAUCUAUCUUCAGUGCCAAGUACAUCUUUGUGGAGAAUCUCUUCAGAAGUGGGAAAAUGCCAGAGGUGGACUAUGCUGUUCUCAGCGAGUGGUUUGACUGGAUUACAGCUAACAUUUGCAUUCCUGUUGAUCUCAUUGUUUACCUGCAGACGUCUCCUCAGACCUGCCAUGAAAGGUUAAAGCAGCGAUGCAGAGAAGAGGAGAAAGUCAUUCCACUGGAGUAUCUCGAGUCCAUUCACCAGCUUUAUGAGGAGUGGCUAAUAAGGCGUACCUCCUGGCCUGUUCCUGCUCCUGUGUUGGUGAUUCCUGCUGACCACAACCUGCAGAGGAUGCUGCACCAGUACGAAGAGAACCGGGCCAAGAUCCUAGCAGCAAGCUGCCUCUGAUGCCCGAACACACACUCCUGCUAACCCAGCCUGACAGGAAGCUGUUACAGCACUUUUUUUAAGCUGUUUCUGAUCUUACACCUCGUCACAUGUGACAUUUAUGUAUGCACUCCCAGUUCAGCCAUUCCUGUUCAUAAAGACCAAUCUCAGUACAUUAAUUGCAAAGUAUUAAAGUUAAAUGUAAUUGAUGUGCUCACAAGAAACUAUUGAGAAACUGAACAUGAGAGCAGAUCAUUCCAGUGCUCGAGCCAAAGCCUGUCAGCUUUCAAAGAUGCUGAGCACUCAGGCUGGUCCGUGGCUCUUAUCUGCUGUGUUUUUCCUGAGAGUGUGAUUAAUCCUCAGUGAGUCUGAGGGAGUGUGUAAGUGAAAACUCUUCAUACAGAACAAGUUCAGUGACAGCGCUGUGUCACUUCAGACCACGAGUAUAAGUCCUGGUCUGAUCAUCACUCUGUGUCGCUCCUCUGUCCUUUACCUGCCUGCCUCUGCUCUGCCACCUGAAUAAAGGAGCCUUUUUCCAUGAAAACAACAUUUAGUCAGUGUUUGAAUAGGCUGUGUGGUCCGGCACUUUUAAUGACAUGAAGCCCAACCUGUGAAAAAUCUUCUGCAGCCACUGACAGCCUGAAAUCCUGGAGCCUUGAACUCAGAGACACGUCUCUGCCUUCUCUUUGAUUUCCUUACCCGGAUGAUUGAGCGUGCUUAAAGACUCACUGCUAGGUCACAUGACUGAUCAGUCGAGUUUACAGCGCUUGAAGGAUCAAGCACUAACUGACAGAGUAUUUCCAGAGUUGGCUGCAUUGUGUUAGGAAUAAAAUGAUUAAAGCCGUUUUUUGUUAUUUUCUUUUUUUAUAUACACUUUGCAAUUGUGCUCAUUAAGAGUUGGCACUCUGUGUAACAAAAGUCAAAAGCAUCGAUUCAGCAAUAUGAUUGAACUGAAUUAUUGAGACUGAUGUGUUGACUGCAGAGCAAACAUGCUUACACAUCAGUUAAAGUCAGGGUGAUAUUUUUCUGGGCCACAGGAGUCCCAACAGACUUGGAUAAUAAGUAGAAAACUACAGCAAGGUUUGGGAGCGAGGUGUUUGUUGUUUUCCAGGAGAAGGAGCAGAUGCGACACCAUUUCUCUUACUCCUUAAAAAAACGUUUUCUAAUCAUGUUCCUUGUUAAAGAGAAGUGAGCAGUUUUUUCCUCUUUUCAGCACAGCUGUGGGGUCUGCCGCUCCUGUAACGGCGCAUUCUUAGUUUUCUUCUCUCGCCAUUUGUCCUCAUAUUAACAGAAACUCAAACCCAGCAGAAGGCAUGUCAUGUACUGGGUUUGGCUCAUCAUACUGGAACUUCUUGUGCAUGAAUUAAUGUUGAAACAGAGCUUGUGCUGAACAUUUUUAUUCUUUGAACUUUGCAAUAUUGAGAGUAUUUUAAAAGAGCUUUAAACCUCCUCAAAAAGUGCUCAGACACACACAGGCACAGUGUGUUAUUAUCGCUGGCUUUAUAUUGAGAACACUGAGGGGGGGGUUGCAUUGCAAGUAUAAAGCAGCUUAACCUAAACAUUGCUGUUAUUUGGUGCUAUAAAUAAAAAUAAGGUGACAGCUUUUGACCAAAGGGAAAAAAUGACCGACACUAUUGUCUGACCUCCAUCCAGAUCCACCAACAGAUGUGCCAUUAGUUACCUCAGACCACAGAGGCAGCGUGCAUAGACAUGUUUGUGCACUGCACCACUUUACUUAGACAUCACCCUUCCAUCCAACACAUAUAAUGAACUAAUAAAAUAUUUCUUAAAAGUCAAA
This is a messenger RNA of Oreochromis aureus, 2682 nucleotides long. RefSeq names its product thymidine kinase 2 (gene tk2). Gene Ontology annotation, cellular component: mitochondrion; cytoplasm. Gene Ontology annotation, molecular function: deoxynucleoside kinase activity. The record is from RefSeq and is a predicted model, not a curated record. The transcript is spliced from 10 exons. The coding region runs from base 87 to 905 and encodes 272 amino acids. NCBI's taxonomy places the organism in Eukaryota, Metazoa, Chordata, Actinopteri, Cichliformes, Cichlidae.